Molecule: messenger RNA, 336 nt
Organism: Colletotrichum lupini
Lineage: Eukaryota; Fungi; Ascomycota; Sordariomycetes; Glomerellales; Glomerellaceae
Exons: 1
Coding region: 1-336 (111 amino acids)
Source: RefSeq, a predicted model, not a curated record
AUGCUCUGGCGUUUUGACUCGCCGCCAGCCCGAAACAAUUCAAUCAAAGGCCAUGGAAGCCCGGACUCGGGACCAGCGUAUCCCGCACGUCAAGUAAACUCUUCGACGAGAGUUACUUGGCAGAUUCUUCGAUCAAGUAACAGCAACGUACCAGACCUCUUGUGCGCCGCCGGAGGAGGACCAGCUCGCCUCGCCAGAUUGGGGUCCUACAUGUCCGUAUGGUUCCAUUUUGCCACCGGCUUUGCAGAUUUGCAGCCCUCGUCAGUCUCUUCCUCUUUUUUGUUUUUCUCUCAGUCCUUUUCGUCUCACAAUUCGCCCUCGACAUUUCUGCUGUAG